AAUUGCUCCACUCGAUAAACUUGAGACUUUUUCCUUUCCUCUUAAGCAAGAAACUCUUACAAUAAUUUAAGAAAAUAAAAAAAAUCAACGGAAAUUAAAAAAAUAAACAAAAGAUCCUUUCGCCUUCGCCUACUCAUUCGUAGUUAUAAAUGUACACUUCUCUACAAUCUGUUCACGGCUUUUUACGUUACCCACACGGAGAAGAAUUCUAGACUGGAACGCGGCUCAGGGAUGCGCUUUGGAUUGCCCUGAAAUCUGAUUAUUUGAUCGAAUCGGGAGAUAAGCGAGGCUGUGCAGAAGGAUAUCAUCUGUUGCUUGGAGUUUGGGUUCUCUCUAGCUAUGGCCGCAUCUUCCAGUGUGGUGAUCAAGGUUAAGUAUGGUGAUUCACUUAGGCGCUUCAGUGCCCAGAUUGUUGGGGAUGAACUUAAUUUCACUAUGGAUGGAUUGCAAAAGAAGAUCCUUUCCCUCUUUAGCUUUGACGCGAAUGCCGAGUUGAUGCUUACUUAUGUUGAUGAAGAUGGUGACAUAGUGACCCUUGCCGAUGAUGAGGAUCUUCGUGAUGUGGUGAAACAGGAUUUGAACCCAUUAAGAAUUACUGUUAAAGUGAAUUCAAGUUCGAGUUCGACUCCCUUGUGGUCGCCUCGCAUUCAGCAGCCACAGCAAGAUCCGAACAGUCGUAUCUCUGAAGUUCUUAGAACACUACCAGGGCCGCUGAAGGAAACACUCAUGAAAGUAUCGGCUGAUUUGGCUUCCAAAGCAUCAUCCACUAAUCUUGUCCAACAACCACUGCAAAAUCUGAACACUGGUGUGUCUCAAAUUCUGAACACUGUACCAGAGCCUCUACGUGAGACUCUCCUGAAGCUCUCAUCUGAUCUAGCAUCCAAAGCAUCAUCCUCGGCUCCUGGUAGUAGUAUUAUGGAGCUUGUUGAUCACUUCUCAAAUUUGGGUCUGUCUUACAUGGAUCAGCUUUCACAGACUGCCCAACCUGGAGACAAUUCCUCUAUCGGCGAGGGUGGUAUUUCUCAAAGUGGCACAGCAGCAGAAGAAAAUAGGGACUCAGGCAUCUCAGCCACACCGAAAGAUGUAUCAGGUGUGAGCUCUGACAAAGAGAGCUUGGAAAAAAUAAACCCUGAGGAUGAGGUAAACGUUUACAGUGUAACUGGAGGAUCUGUUGAUCAGUCAUCUGAGAAUAUCAAUGUUGCCCAUCCUGGCAAUGUUUCUUCGCCAAAAUCAGGGAAGCCGGCUGUUACCUCGCAUAGUUCGAGAAAGAAAGAAUUGUUGGUUAAAAAGACCAUUUUGAACAAAAUAAAUGGAAAGUCUCAUUUCCUCAAUCGGCAGGCGCCUCAUGAAAAUAAUGUUGGGAAACCAGCAUCUCCUGUUAGGCCAUCUGAGUUGCCACCUAUUGCAAAUCCUUUCGGUAUCACGGAGGUCAUCGGUAACCUGGGUGAGACUAAAGUGGAUCCAAAACCUGCUGGUGUCGUUGCUGCUGAAUCUACAAAGGGAGACUGCAUUGGUAACAGGAUGAAAUCUGAUGUUUUAAAGAGCACUUCAGGCCCAUUUUCUACUGCUAGUCCUGGCCGUUAUAUCCCGGGUAUAUAUUCUGGUUCUAUUCCCACAUAUCAGUGCCCAUUUUCUGGACUGGUUAUGGGGAAUCAGACGCCUGCUUCACAAUCUGCUACUGAAAUGGGUCCCUUGGGGUGGAAUGUUAGUCAGAAUGAUUGCAGUGAGAAUAUCUUCCAUCGUGGGAUUUGUUGUGAUGGAUGUGGGGUCCACCCCAUAACUGGCCCUCGGUUCAAGUCAAAAGUAAAGGUGGACUAUGAUCUUUGCAGCAUCUGCUUUGAAGAAAUAGGAAAUAUAAAUGAUUAUAUCAGAAUGGACCGCCCAGCGGUGUACCGACCCCAUCCCCAUGUCCCCUUUAGUGGGAUGCAUGAUCGACGCAGACAGCAACAGGUUCUCAGGAGCUUUAAGGUUAAACCAGUAGCAGCAAAGCCAGACAGCCUCUUCAUUCGGGAUGUGAACAUAUUUGAUGGUACUGUUAUGGCACCUUCAACUCCAUUCACAAAAAUAUGGCGGAUGAGGAAUAAUGGGACUAUUGCAUGGCCAAAGAAAACACAACUUGUCUGGAUAGGUGGAGAUAAGAUGAGCAAUGACCUUGCUGUGGAAGUACAAACUCGUGGCCGUUAUGUUUCUUACUGGAGAAUGGCACUACCAUCGGGCGAAAAGUUUGGCCAGCGGUUUUGGGUUGCCAUUUUGGUUGAUACUUCGCUUGAAGAGUCCCCACGUGAAAGUGUUCGGAACCUGAACCUGAACCUGCCCCCUGUGAGCUCCUCAUUUACUGGGCCUGAAAUUAUCAACAUUGAGCCUGAACCGAUGGUUGAGGACAGCUCUUAUGGGGCCUCCUACAAAUCGAAGAAGUCUGAGAAAUUACCAGUGCCGCCAAAUGCAGAUCAAGAGCUGAAAUUCCCUAUAAACGACAACUUGUUGGUCGGGGACAGUGCUGCUUCAUCAAGUACUCGUCCAUCUCAGCAAAUUUCGUACCCUAUCAUUGACAUCUCUGAUAUUGCUCCACCUGUCACCUCUGUACCGGCCCCUACCACCACAUUCUAUCCGCAAAACUCAUUUGGAAGUAUUCCAGCUGUUGGCAGUGCACAGGAGACUGAGGUUGAGCUCCCGGGAAAGAUGGAGAUGGAGGAGAAGCUUCUCAAGGAACUGGAGGAGAUGGGAUUUAAGGAGGUUGAUCUGAAUAAGAGGAUGCUGAGGAUGAAUGAGUAUGACUUAGAGCAAGCUGUGGAUGAUCUCUGUGGUUAUACUGACUGGGAUCCUAUUCUUGAGGAGCUGCAGGAGAUGGGUUUUCAUGAUACUGAAACAAACAAGAUGCUGCUGAAGAAGAAUAAUGGGAGUAUCAAGCGCGUAGUCAUGGAUCUGAUUGCCGGCGAGAAGAUCGAGCAAUGUUAUGAUUGUGCCCAGUUGAAACUGGUUAUCCUAUAA
Striga asiatica is the source of this 2988-nucleotide messenger RNA. NCBI's taxonomy places the organism in Eukaryota, Viridiplantae, Streptophyta, Magnoliopsida, Lamiales, Orobanchaceae. The record is from the annotation of a GenBank genome assembly.